GCGCGUUUUUACGCACAGUCAUUACUACGCUGCCAAGUGGCAACUCAAUAGACGAGAAGAGGCAUUCAAGCACAAACCAAAGACUCUUAAAACGUUUUAAUACAUAAGGAGAACUUUUGGAUUAAACGCGUUCCGCACCUGAUCGCGAAAUGGCAGAAGAAUCUGCGAUCCACAUAGAUGAUAUUAAGGCUUCCAACGGCGAAGCGCACCUGGAAGAUUCUAACCUCGCCAAUGGCCUUACCGAUCACAAGAAAAAAGAGCCGGAGACCACCGGGCAAAAGCUAAAACGCAUCGCGAUGGCGAACCUGCUGGUUAUCCUGACAGUAGCAGCUGUCAUCAUCGGCGUGUUCAUCGGGCUCUGCGUGCGACAAGCCGGGCUGAGCCAGACGCAGAUCAUCUACUUUGGGUUUCCCGGUGAGCUCCUGAUCCGCCUGCUCAAGAUGAUCAUUAUUCCGCUGGUGGUCUGCAGUUUGGUGUCCGGGGCGGCCAGCAUUGACCCGAGAGCCCUGGGCAAGUUGGGCGGCUGGGCUAUGCUGUUCUUUUUGGUGACCACGUUGAUCGCUUCGGCUAUCGGGGUAAUUAUGGCGUUCAUUAUCCAGCCCGGGGCAUCCAGUGACGGGAACAGCCUAUCUCGACUCAACAAGCUGGACGACAGCAAUGUCCCCGAAGCCAAAGAAGUGAUCGACUCGUUUUUAGACUUGAUAAGAAACAUCUUCCCGUCUAACCUGGUCGCAGCUGCGUUUCAGUCUUAUGCCACUGGCUACAAGUUCAAGAAGAACGACACCAACUCAACCAACUUCUCUUUGGAAAAGGUUCCAGUUGGCUCAGACGUGGAUGGCAUGAACAUCUUGGGACUUAUCGUCUUUGCUAUGGUGUUCGGUGUGGCCCUUAGGAAACUCGGAGAGGAGGGAGAGAUCCUUAUUAAGUUCUUCAACUCUUUCAAUGAGGCCACCAUGGUGUUGGUCUCCUGGAUCAUGUGGUACGCGCCACUGGGUAUCAUGUUCCUGGUAGCGAGUAAGAUUGUGGAAAUGGACGAUGUCGGGUUGCUGUUUGCCAGCUUGGGCAAGUACAUCGCCUGUUGCAUAAUCGGUCAUGCCAUCCACGGGUUGCUGGUUCUCCCUCUGAUUUAUUUUGUGAUCACACGGAAGAACCCCUACACAUUCCUGCUAGGCUUGGUUACGGCUCUAGCUACCGCCUUUGGAACUUCAUCUAGCUCGGCUACGCUGCCCUUGAUGAUGAAGUGUGUGGAAGAGAAGAACGGCGUUUCUAAACACAUCAGUCGCUUCAUCUUGCCCAUCGGAGCCACUGUUAACAUGGACGGAGCUGCCUGCUUCCAGUGCGUAGCUGCGGUCUUCAUCGCUCAGCUUAACGGAUUCUCGCUGAACUUCGUCCAGGUCAUCACCAUCCUAGUGACGGCCACAGCAUCCAGUGUGGGCGCUGCAGGGAUCCCUGCCGGAGGAGUGCUAACGCUGGCCAUCAUUUUGGAAGCAGUGGGACUUCCCACCAACGACCUGUCUCUUAUCCUGGCUGUAGACUGGCUUGUUGACCGCACCUGCACUGUCAUAAAUGUCGAAGGCGAUGCCUACGGAGCAGGUCUUCUGCAGCAUUUCGUGGAUCGCACAGCCAGUAAAAACACGGAGCCGGAGCUUGAUGAUGUGCACGUCACGACAAAGCCAGAAAGUUCCCCGCUCAUGGGAAAGAGGGAAAACGCUGAGAACGAGUCGGCCAUGUAAACAUGCACAGCAUUUGAACAUGAACUUUCUUUCCCUCCACGCUCGAUCACCCACAAUCAGUCUUUGCAUCCAAAGAGGCACGGGAGAGAUGCAGGAUUAGAUAAGGACAAGACUAUGACAUCCUUUUGACCCUCCUCUAUACCCAGCUCUUCAAAAAAAAAGUCUGCCAAAGCAUAUGUGCGGAGAUUUAGAUAGAGGAUCUUGGAAAAAUGCUUGAACGUUUAUUUAUUAGAUGCUGGUCAGAUAGUCUAGAAAGUUUAGUUUCCUUUUUUGUACUAUCACUCCUAGGGUUUUAAGCCUUUUUAUAAAAACUUCUUUAAAUGUUUGUUUUACUUUGAAUAAUCAAUAGGCCUACAGAAAUCUCACUCUGCCCCCCUUUAUUUAAAAGCCCCAUUUUUAUGUAAUUCUUAGACUCAAGUAAGUCCUUAUAAGCUAAUGUCCAAAGAACUAUUUUUAAACCCUUUACUGUUUGUAAACGCACCAAAUAAGUUUUUGAGGAUCUUGAUAUUCCGUUAUAGUCCUCUGAAAUACCUGCUUUUUAAACACACAAUGUUAUGACUCGCUCUGUUAGUAUCUUAAAGAAAAAAAUAAGAAGCCCAAACUUUGACCUUAAAUGGGAUUGUUACAGGCUGACAUGUCUGCACUUCCUGUUUCAGUCGCUACAUGCAGAUAGCAGUACAUUUCGUGUCAACCUCUCUGAGGUCAAGCUACACCCGAAGGUCAAACAAAGCACAAUAAUAUGGGUCAUGACAUGUGCAAAGUUCCAAAGCUGUUUGGUUAGCUCAUAGAAAGGUGCACGGGGCUUGCUAGAUAAGAAACUAUUUACUGUGCAGAUGUAAAAACUGGUUUUAAAAAAAUCUAAUUCUGAGAGAGAAGCCAUAGAUUAGUGCAGGUUGAAAGUGAGAUUUAGAAAGUUUUGUGUUGUAAAUAAACUAGUAUAGGGCAGAACAGCUUUCCAAUGCAGUGUACAAUUGCAGUGUGUACAAUCUAGAUUUUGUUUUAUAAAGUAAACAUUGAGUUUGGGUUUCUUUUUAGUUUUUUUUUUUUUCACAUUUCCCACAAGCUUUAAAAAUUGUACUUUGUGUAACGUUGGCUUAAUGAAUUUAUGUAUGUGAUCCGAUCAUACUGUUGCUUUUGUUUUUGCUCGUUUUCCUUUUUAACUGAAAAUCAUACAAGUUCUUUUAUUUUAAUAAGUCGUAAAUGAAAACACUCCUGAAGUCUGAUGUUCAUUUUCUCUAUGCAUGUCAUUGCGGAGAAGCACAAAUAUGUCUGAUGUUUCCUAAACCUAGUUUAUUUUACUUUUAUGCAGAAUAUGUUCUGCGAACACUAUGUACUGGGUGACUGUUUAACUGUACCAGAAUAUUCAACUGGAUUACUUAUUCUACAUCUUUACAGAGAUGCUUUGUAAAAGUAUAACCUAAAAGCACCAGUUAAAGUGAAGUAUCGGCUGUCGGGGUUAGAGAGGCAUGCCAGUGUUUCAAUCGUAUGUUGAUCAAAUGUUUGUCACAUUUAACACUGGCGAGAGACCGUUUUUUGUAGAUGUUACUAAGGGAUUGUCCUGCAGUUGAUGAAUAGACCAAGGCUGAAAAUAUUUGUUUGUUAAUUUUCCUGACAUACUUGGAUAUGGUGCUCAUAAUGUGCACUAUCCGCAGUCUCCUCACAUUUCCAUUUUACCAAGCUAGUGCUCGAGAUGUUUUGUGGUAUUGACAUCACUCCUUAAGAUACAUGUCUUUAAAUGUGUACAGUGAGCCUGCAGUGUGUAAAAUACUGUAAAGGCUUGUCAUUCCAGGUGGCUGUCGUGUAGCUGCUCCAGUGAUGAAUAUAUGUCUGUGUGUGAGUUUUCGGGCUGAUUGUGUCAUAAAUUGAUGAUGUCAUCAGCGGAGCCAAAAGAAGAACCAUUGAAUGUACUCCACACUGACUGCACAAUAAACUUUUUUUUUUUGAAAUAA
This is a messenger RNA of Triplophysa rosa, 3682 nucleotides long. It is a transcript of the gene slc1a5, whose product is annotated as solute carrier family 1 member 5. The transcript has 8 exons. Bases 150 to 1733 code for a protein of 527 amino acids. Lineage: Eukaryota; Metazoa; Chordata; Actinopteri; Cypriniformes; Nemacheilidae. Gene Ontology annotation, cellular component: plasma membrane. Gene Ontology annotation, biological process: L-aspartate import across plasma membrane. The record is from RefSeq and is a predicted model, not a curated record. Gene Ontology annotation, molecular function: neutral L-amino acid transmembrane transporter activity; symporter activity; L-aspartate transmembrane transporter activity.